AUGUCAUCCGACUACCGCCCUCCCACAGUCUCCGACGACCUCCCCGGCAGCCCAGCGCCAGCUCAAGCGUGGCUGGCCCCGGACCCGAACGACGGACUCGCGCAUAGCACCAGCGCCGCCCAUGCGCCGUCUGCCUCGGCCGUCUUCGCGACAGAUAACAGACAUCACAUGCCACUAGCCGACGACAACUCACCACCCGCCCGCUCGCGCCCUCGCAGCGCAACCGUCCGGCGCACUCCCUCCCUGCCCGUCUCGCCAGCGCAAACAAAACCGGACGAGGUCGCAAUGAGCCCAGACGACGACCACCCCCAGCAGCAGCCCGAGUCCGAAUCCGUCGCCGGCCCAGAGUCCUCGUCCGAUGAGACUGUCGUCCAGGAACCGUAUGACGAUGAAGACGCAAACGCACCUCAUUACCCGACAUCGCCAACCCUGACCAACUUCACAGCUCUUACAGGACGAACACACCACUCAAGCAACUCCAGCGGCUCCGGCUCGACGAUAACGCAAGCAUCCUGGCCGCGGCGCAGAGGCAGCGAAAAGUCCCAGCUCAAACGCCGUCGCAGCCGCUCACCCCGCCAGCAGCAGCAGCAGCAGCAGCACGCCGCCUUCAGCUACCUCGACGCAGACUCCCCGCACGUCACCCCCGAGGCCAUCCAGCGCUCUGUCGAGCAGUCGUACUGGAGGAUGCCGCCGGACGGGAGCUACCAGUCUCCUUCCACCCGGAGCACCGCCUCCACGGCCUCCAGCAGCUUCCAGAGCGACGUCUUCUCCGAGCUCGACCAUGAGACCGACCGCAGCAGCUCCCCGGAUCACAGUGCCUACGGCGACCCCGCCUCCCCGGGCGCCAUGCCGGGCAAGUUCGACGCGCACCUCGCGGCGGCCGCGCAGCAGAGGCAGCAGCGCGGGUACCGCAACUACGGCACACCGGAGAUGCCGCGGGGGAACGCUAACCUGCCUCAUCUCCCGCCGAACGCGCUGCAGCCGAGGCUGCCCGGGAUGCAUCAGGGCCACCCAAAGCACCUCCCCCGGGCGGAGAAGCUGCCGCUCUCGGGGUACGAGGUGAUUGCCUCGAAGCUGUGCGCCGGGGAUGCGGACAGGUCGAGCAUCAAGCCCAUCUACCGCCGCUUCGAGGCUCUGAAUCAUAGGUUGCUCCUGCAUCUGCAGGAUGAGCUUGCGGAGCUGGAGGAGCAGCUCCACCGGCUGGAUACAGCGGACACGCAGACGCGGCGCAUGCAGAACUGCAUUCUCCCCGCCUCGCGCCGCCAGGAGGCUCUCACCGCGGGCGAGCUGCAAUGGCAUAAGACGGAUGUGUUGGGCAAGAUCGGGUAUAAGCUCGGGCAGUACAACCACGUCCUCUCAUCGUUCAAAGACACCCAGAACCUCCCCAGCCCAAACCCGCGAGAUAUAGAGUACUACCGCGCCUACCUCGCAAACCAUAACCCCAUCGUCGAGAUCGAGACGCGCUUCCUCGACCCGGCAGACGACCUCGUCUCACUCGCGCGCCCCUCCCCCUCGACCUCGGAGUUUUCCUCCUCGUUCUCAGACGACCUGCGCACCCCGAUGCCGCCGCGCAAGCCCAGCACCGCCGCCCCCGCGACGCCGGGCUUCCUCUUCUUCCAAGGCGCAAAGUCGGAGAAGCUGCGCCAGGUCGAGAUCUUCCUGCGCAACAGCUACCCGCUCGCCGUGGCGGUGUCGUUCGCGGCGGCGUUCCUGCUGCCGAUACUGACGUUUGCGGUGAUACCCGCGUUCGCGGGCCGGAUGGCCGUGGUGGCGAUUGUCGCUGUCGGCGUGGGGCUGGCGGUUGUGCAGGCGGGGAUAUUCGGGGCGGGCAAGGAGAGGGGAGGCGCGCAGGCGGCGGCGGAGGGGGCGCUUGUGUCGGGGGUGUAUGUUGGGGUUAUGGCUGUCGUUGCUGGGAUAUUUGGGUGA
Colletotrichum chrysophilum is the source of this 1926-nucleotide messenger RNA. RefSeq lists its product as uncharacterized. The transcript has 2 exons. Bases 1 to 1926 code for a protein of 641 amino acids. The record is from RefSeq and is a predicted model, not a curated record. NCBI's taxonomy places the organism in Eukaryota, Fungi, Ascomycota, Sordariomycetes, Glomerellales, Glomerellaceae.